CCUCUCUUCCACUCAAAGGUUUGAAUCCAAAAAUAAACCAACAAAAAAAAAAAGACUCCAACCGAUAAUCCCUUCUCCUUCCUCCUCUUCCCAGAACAACUUUGACAUCUUAUCCUCCUGGCUGCUACCAGGAUGGCCUCCCAAACCCAAAUUACUGAAACUUCUGCCUUGGAGCUGAUUAAGCAGCAUCUUCUUGAUGAUUUCGCCUUCAUGGAAAACUAUUGUGUUUCAGACGAUCGCUUGAGCCAAUUUUCACACCUCUCCACUUCUCAGUCUAACAAUUCCUCCGAUUCUGAUACUUCAAGCUUUGCAACCUCCAACGCUUCUUUCAGCUUUGCAACCUCCAGUUCCAGCUCCAGUAUUAAUUACAUGGAAUUGGAAACGAAGCCGAACGUCGCGUUAACUACUCCAAACCACCCAAGACAAACCGCCACCAGCUUCAGCGAGCGAAAGCCUGUUUUGAAUAUAGCAAUUCCUCCUCCCGUUAAGAAAUUGUUGGACUUUAACAAAAUGAAUACCUCUAAUACCACCACCACCACCUACGAGCAGCCUAAGGCUAAAGCGGUUGAGCAGAAGAAAGUUCAGGAAGGUUCCGCUGAGAAAAAACAUUAUAGGGGAGUCAGGCAGCGGCCCUGGGGAAAAUUUGCGGCUGAGAUUCGUGACCCCAAUCGUAAAGGGUCUCGGGUUUGGCUGGGAACUUUUGAUACCGCCGUGGAGGCCGCCAAAGCUUAUGAUAAGGCGGCCUUCCGUCUCAGAGGGAGCAAAGCUAUCCUCAAUUUCCCACACGAGGUGGGGAAUAAUACUUUGCCGGAAAGUGAGCUGGCGACGACUUCUGGUCGGAAAAGGGCCAGGGAGCCGGAUGUUGUGAGUGAGGACAUUGUGAAAAAAGAGGUGAAGAGGGAGGAGGUGUCGCCGGCGUCCGUCCGGAAAGGUGAGGAGCGUGGUUUGCCCACGGAUCCGUUAACGCCGUCGAGUUGGACCGCAGUUUGGGACUGUGGAGAUGUGAAGGGUAUUUUUGAGAUUCCGCCUCUAUCGCCGCUAUCUCCACACCCAAGUUUGGGCUAUUCCCAGCUCAUGGUUAUCUAAUCAACCAAAUCAAAAUUAUCCACGGGAUCACCGAAUUAAUUUAAAAAAUAAAAUUUUGAAAAAAAAAGGGGGGAAAUACCUGAAGGAAGAAAAAAAAAAAGAUUGAGAAAGGGAAGUUAUUCAAUUCUUUUUGGAUGAUGGGCAAAAGUAAUAGAGGAAUCUAAGGACUUUGAAACCCAAGACUGCCUCAAAUGACGGGAUCAAGCAACAAAGCGAUCCUUCCAAGUUUAAGGAUGAGUUGUUAAAUGCGAGUCGGUAGAUUAUCAAGAUGCACCUGACAGUCAUGAAGUCUGAGGUGAUUAGGGGUGGGAAAAAUAUAUAUGUAUGUGUAUAUUUCAGCUGUUGUUUUGCAUCUACAUUGAUUUUCCUUUGUAGCUUCUUUAAUUGGUUCAAGGAUGUAAAUAUAGAAAAAGUAGUGUGGCAUUUGUAAUUGGUUCAUUCGUUUAGAAUAUGAAAUUGAGCUAUAUAAUUCUGAUGAAAA
Coffea eugenioides is the source of this 1567-nucleotide messenger RNA. Its product is annotated as ethylene-responsive transcription factor 5-like. Bases 133 to 1086 code for a protein of 317 amino acids. Gene Ontology annotation, biological process: ethylene-activated signaling pathway; regulation of DNA-templated transcription. The transcript has a single exon. The record is from RefSeq and is a predicted model, not a curated record. Gene Ontology annotation, molecular function: DNA binding; DNA-binding transcription factor activity. Lineage: Eukaryota; Viridiplantae; Streptophyta; Magnoliopsida; Gentianales; Rubiaceae.